AUAUACACCUCUCGUCCAUCAACAGGUUGACCGAGAGUAAUAGUCCCGAGGAGGUUUUCAACGUAUCAUUAGCGCUAGCUUCGGCCAUCGCUGCCAACGGCCCCCUCGGUGUUAGAGCGGCUAAGAGGACUAUCCGCAAGAGGCUUGAUGAAGAGUUCCCUACGUGGUUGGAGGCAGCGAGCGCCGAGCGUGCACCUUUGACGUUUACGGAAGACCAUCGAGCGGCACUGGAUUGGUUCUCUGCGAAGAAGGCUCCACCAGCACCCUUCAAGGGGAUGUGA
Messenger RNA from Perkinsus marinus ATCC 50983, 281 nucleotides. RefSeq lists its product as hypothetical. The annotation marks the transcript as partial. The transcript has 4 exons. The record is from RefSeq and is a predicted model, not a curated record. NCBI's taxonomy places the organism in Eukaryota, Perkinsozoa, Perkinsida, Perkinsidae.